Postia placenta MAD-698-R-SB12 is the source of this 455-nucleotide messenger RNA. RefSeq lists its product as hypothetical. The record is from RefSeq and is a predicted model, not a curated record. The coding region runs from base 244 to 417 and encodes 57 amino acids. Lineage: Eukaryota; Fungi; Basidiomycota; Agaricomycetes; Polyporales; Adustoporiaceae. The transcript has a single exon.
GAAUCCAAAACAUUUUGAUAUUGAGGUACGCGUUUCUCGCGUACCUCUUACAGAACUCCAGGCAUUGUUGGCAAUAUCGCCAUGCUACUGACAUCUGUCACUCUCCACGCUUUCUCUCUUUGACCCGCCGGCUUGGACACGUUGAGACUGCACGCGGCUCGUAACGGUUGAAACUAUCCGUCAGGGCGGCUAUAUUAAACUGAGGAGGCUGUCCCGCAGCAACGUGGUGCAACAACUAUCACAAUGCACCAUAAGGGGAUGCUUUCCCAUCUACGGCGAGUGUCAAGUGCUACAGAGCAAACUGGAGUCGACGUUUCCGCGUACUCGAUGUUGCGGUGCUUCGGCCUGAUUUGGUUAGAGCUUCGUCGGUCUCCCUCGAUAGGGAAGCUGGAUCCCGAGAUUCGGAUCUAUGACUGAGGGACGUUCCGUUCUGUCGGAGCUAGCGUAUGCGUUCG